Messenger RNA from Camelina sativa (false flax), 615 nucleotides. Its product is annotated as DNA-directed RNA polymerase III subunit RPC10. The record is from RefSeq and is a predicted model, not a curated record. Gene Ontology annotation, cellular component: RNA polymerase III complex. Gene Ontology annotation, molecular function: nucleic acid binding; zinc ion binding. Gene Ontology annotation, biological process: regulation of DNA-templated transcription; DNA-templated transcription; termination of RNA polymerase III transcription. NCBI's taxonomy places the organism in Eukaryota, Viridiplantae, Streptophyta, Magnoliopsida, Brassicales, Brassicaceae.
AAUAAAAAGAGAGACUUUCGUCCCCUUAUUCUGUGUAACGGCGACACACAGUCUUGAGAGCAAAAGCGGCGGCUAGGCGACGGUGGUUUUUUUUUUUCUUUUACCGGAGAGAAUUGAUCGGUGAGAAAGAUGGAGUUUUGUCCGACGUGUGGGAACUUGCUGCGUUACGAGGGUGGUGGCAAUUCCAGAUUCUUCUGUUCCACUUGUCCAUACGUCGCCUACAUCGAAAGACAGGUGGAGAUAAAGAAGAAGCAACUUCUGGUUAAGAAAGCCAUUGAACCUGUUGUGUCUAAAGAAGAUAUACCGACAGAAGCCGAAACCGAAGCUCCAUGCCCAAGGUGCGGCCACGACAAGGCAUACUUCAAAUCAAUGCAGAUUCGUUCAGCUGAUGAGCCAGAAUCAAGAUUUUAUAGAUGCUUGAAGUGCGAGUUCACUUGGCGUGAAGAAUGAUAAUGAUGAUCAUUAUUCCACCUCUGUGCUUAUUUUAUUUUUUACUUAUGCUAUCUUCUUUGAGUCUGUUUUAUUUACCUCAUUGGCAAUGUUGAAGAUCCUCUUUCCUGUAAUUUAAAGCAAUCGGAUAUUACAUACAUUUCGACUGUGAAAAGUUUUGAUCUU